UACAGCGAAAGUACCGACACAACGACCGGUUCGUUGUUCGUUCUGUGAUCCGUUCUUCUUUUGUGAGCAGCUUCACUCUCGAAAGAAAAAAUAAAUCUAGAUUAUAGUACUAUGACAACUGAUCCUGAACGUGCUGGUGAUAAUAGUGAAAUGGAAUCUGUAGAAGAUGAGGAUGAUAACAAAGCCCCAGAGCUUUUCUCCAGAAAUUUAAAUAGAUCUGAUAUGUUAGCUGCUCUACAAGAUCGUAUUACAUCUGGAAUAGAGCAAAUGCAGAAUCUUCCAGCUCCUGUAAAACGCAGAAUUAAAGCUUUGAAACAGUUGCAAUUGGUUACAACCAAUAUUGAAGCAAAAUUCUAUGAAGAAGUACAUGCUUUAGAAUGUGCUUAUUACAAAAUGUGUGCCCCUCUUUAUGAAAAAAGAAGUGAAAUAGUAUCUGGCAUUUAUGAACCAACGGAUGAGCAAUGUCUAUGGGAGAGUGAUGACGAGGAAGAGGGAUUAACUAAUGAUUUGAAAACAAAAGUGAAUCUUGAAGAUGAUAAAGAGCAAAAAAAAGAGGAAGUAGAUAAUGAGGAUAUUAAAGGCAUCCCAGAUUUUUGGCUGACAAUAUUUAAAAAUGUUGAAACAUUAUCUGACAUGGUUCAGGAACAUGAUGAACCAAUACUCAAACACUUGUAUGAUAUUAAAGUAAUAUUCCUUGAAUGUAAUCCAAUGGGCUUUGUUCUUGAGUUCCAUUUUGAACCAAAUGAAUACUUUACUAAUUCAGUUUUAACAAAAGAAUACAUUAUGAAGUGUACUCCUGAUAAAAAUGAUCCAUUUAGUUUUGAAGGGCCUGAAAUAUACAAAUGUAAGGGUUGUACGAUUGAUUGGAAAAAAGGAAAGAACGUUACAGUAAAAACUAUAAAAAAAAAUCAGAAGCAUAAAUCACGAGGGUCCAUACGAACUGUAACAAAAACUGUUCAGAAUGAUUCAUUCUUUAACUUUUUCAGUCCACCAGUUGUGCCAGAAGAUUCUGAAGCAGAAUUAGAUGAUGAAAUUCAAGCUUUGUUAACUAGUGAUUUUGAAAUUGGCCAUUAUAUUAGAGAGCGUAUAGUUCCUAGAGCUGUACUGUACUAUACAGGAGAAGGCUUAGAAGAUGAAGAUGAAGACUAUGAAGAAGAAGAGGGCGAUGAGGAUGACCCUGAGGAGGAGGAUGAAGAUGAUGAGGAGUCUUCUCCAAAUAAUGCACCACCAGGUGGGAUACAAGGGGGAACUGAUCCUAAUGACUGUAAACAACAGUAGAAUUACAAACAGAUUAAGCUAAGAAAAAAAAUUGUUCGUGCGUACAGUAAGCGACAACAUACACACACACUAACGAAACCCGACCGAUAACUGCCUAGAUAUCCUGCACCUGUGGCUCCAACGUAAUCCUGUUCGUAUCAAUUAUCUAAUCAUAUCAUAUCUCCUAUUCCAGAUCAAGCCUAGACUCUUCGACAUACCGGUGAUAAAAAAAAUUAUGCGUACCCUCCCUUUAUCCGACGUUGACGAUGAAUAGAAAAUACGGCUCAUUAACAGCCUAAGAUUUAAUGUCGUAUAAGUAUAAACGAAUUGCGCUCUCAGCUCAACAUAAUCAUUGUCAUUUUUAAUUGCUUCAUUUUAUACUAUUGUUACGUUUAUAUACAAACAAGAGAGUUAGUUGAAUUUUUUUUAAAACGCACGUUGAUCUAUGAAGAAAUUUUUGGGUACUGUUAAAGCAUUUUUAAUACAAAAAUUGAAAAAAGCAAA
This is a messenger RNA of Eufriesea mexicana, 1761 nucleotides long. It is a transcript of the gene Nap1, whose product is annotated as Nucleosome assembly protein 1. Gene Ontology annotation, biological process: nucleosome assembly. The record is from RefSeq and is a predicted model, not a curated record. The transcript is spliced from 8 exons. Bases 112 to 1278 code for a protein of 388 amino acids. NCBI's taxonomy places the organism in Eukaryota, Metazoa, Arthropoda, Insecta, Hymenoptera, Apidae. Gene Ontology annotation, cellular component: nucleus.